GAUAAGAAUGCAUCGAUGCCAGAAUAUUAACCAAUGAACGCUUGCGAUUUUCACAGCAAAAAUGACGUACCUUGCUUUGUGUAGGGCUCUAUGACAAGAAGCAGAUCUGUAAAAAUUUCGUUUCACGCCACAUAAAAGUAAAAACAAUCAGAUAUAUGUUUUACUUUCUAUCAAGAUGAAGGUAGUUAAUUUGAAGCAAGCCAUUCUGCAGGCUUGGAAAGAAAGAUGGAGCGACUACCAGUGGGCCAUCAACAUCAAGAAAAACUUUCCCAAGGGGGCAACAUGGGACUAUCUCAACCUUGCAGAGGCUCUGAUGGAGCAAGCACUGAUUGGUCCUUCCCCCAACCCACUGAUUUUAUCUUACCUUAAAUAUGCUAUAAGUUCACAGAUGGUCUCAUAUUCCAGUGUUCUCACAGCCAUCAGCAGGUUUGACGACUUUUCCCGAGAGUUGUGCGUCAAGUCACUGCUGGAGAUAAUGGACAUGUUCUGCCAUCGUCUCAGCUGUUACGGAAAAGCGGAGGAAUGCAUUGGGCUCUGUCGGGCCCUGCUGGGAGUGGUGGACUGGCUGCUCCAAGGCUGUGCAUGGUACUGUGAAAGACUGAGAGAACUGGGUCCAUCAGCCAGCACAGAAGCCAGUCUCAGAGCCUGCCAGGAAAGGCUGCACUACUUGAUGAAUAGCGCCAAGAACAGAGCUCUAGUCCACAUUGCCCGGCUGGAGGAUCAAGGUUCUUGGGGCAGUGUAGAGCAGUCGGUGGUAAAGGUGACAGAUGGCCUGGGCAGUGUAUCUAACCAGGCUUUAAGGACUAAGCUGGAGGAAAGCUUGUCAUAUGUAAAAAGUAUUCCCCUGAUGCUCUUGGCACACUGUGAUCCUCCAGUCCAUGCCUCCUUCCCAUCGAUCCAUGCUUUUAUCAUGCUGGAGGGAACCAUGAACUUGACAGGAGAGACACAACCUUUGGUGGAGCAGCUAAUGAUGAUCAAGAGAAUGCAGCAAAUUCCUGCCGCUCUUUUCGUGUUGGAGAUAUGGAAGGCUUGUUUCACUGGUCUCAUAGAGUCACCAGAGGGCACAGAGGAGCUGAAAUGGACUGCCUUCACCUUCCUCAAGAUCCCUCAAGUUCUUCUACGACUAAAGAAAUACCCUCAAGCUGACAAAGGCCAGGAUUUCAUGGAGGACGUGAAUGUUGCAUUUCAAUAUUUACUAAAGCUGACCCCACUGUUGGACAAAGCAGACCAGAGAUGCAAUUGUGACUGCCUCGGCAUGCUCUUGCAAGAGUGUAACAAGCUCGGGCUGCUGUCGGACUCGAAUACAGAAAGCCUCACAUCAAAGCGGGAGUUCGCCCCAAGGCUAAAGACUGCCGAAAAUGCUAACAUCCAGCCCAACCCAGGCCUCAUCCUGAGAGCGGAGCCCACCGUCACCAAUAUUCUCAAGACAGUAGAUGCAGACCACUCAAAGUCCCCUGAGGGACUUCUUGGCGUCCUUGGACACAUGCUGUCAGGAAAGAGCCUGGACCUGCUCCUGGCUGCAGCAGCGGCAACCGGCAAACUCAAAUCCUUUGCCAGGAAGUUCAUAAAACUCAACGAGUUUCCGAAGCACAUCAGCGGCGAAGGAUCAAAGUCUGCUUCCGUGCGGGCGCUGCUCUUCGACAUUUCCUUCCUCAUGCUCUGUCAUGUGGUGCAGACCUACGGUUCCGAGGUGAUCUUGUCAGACCCCAGUCCUUCGGGGGAGACGCCCUUUUUUGAAACGUGGCUGCAAACUUGUAUGCCCGAAGAGGGCAAAACUCUGAACCCUGACCACCCCUGCUUCCGACCUGAGCCUGGAAAGGUGGAGAGUCUUGUGACACUGCUGAACAACUCAUCAGAGAUGAAACUGGUCCAGGUGAAAUGGCAUGAAAUUUGCCUCAGCAUUCCAGCGGCCAUACUGGAAGUUCUGAACGCGUGGGAGAAUGGCGUGCUUUCUGUGGAGGCGGUACAGAAGAUAACUGACAACAUCAAGGGGAAGGUGUGUAGCAUGGCCAUAUGUGCUGUAGCUUGGCUUGUUGCCCAUGUCAGGAUGCUGGGAAGGGAUGAGAGAGAGAAGCCCCAAACUAUGAUCCGGCAGCUUGUAACCCCACUGUAUGCCGAGAACACCCUGCAGUUCUACAACGAACGGGUGAUCAUCAUGAGCUCCAUCAUGGAGCACAUGUGUGCCGAUGUCUUCCAACAAACGGGCGCAGCUCUGCGUUCCCCAGUUGAGGGCCAGGAGCCGAUCCCCUACCGCAACCUGCUGCCUGCCAAAGAGCCCAUCCACAAGGCCCUGAGCAACCAGUUCCAGGUGGUGCUGCGGAAAGGCUGGGUGGACAGCCGAGCUCUGCACCUGUUCGAGAGUCUGCUCAACAUGGGAGGGGUCUUCUGGUUCACCAACAAUUUGGUCAAGGAACUGCUGAAGGAGACGCGACAGGAGUGGGCCAAUCGAGCUGUGGAGCUGCUCUACAGCAUCUUCUGCUUGGACUCGCAGCAGAUAACCCUGACCCUGCUGGGUACCAUCCUGCCCAACCUGCUCACCGACUCAGCCCACUGGCGCAACCUCGCCGACCCUCCUGGGAAGGCCCUGGCAAAGCUGUCGGUGUGGUGUGCUCUCAGCUCCUACUCCUCUCACCACAAAGGCCCCUUCUCAGCACGUCAGCGGAAAAGACAGAGAGAAGACAUCGAGGACUAUAACAGCCUCUUUCCACUGGAUGACACACAGCCAUCUAAACUUAUGCGACUCCUGAGCUCCAAUGAGGAUGAGCCAGUAACCCUCUCCAGCCCAGGAGACAGAUCUAUGAGCAGUUCCCUGUCUGCCUCCCAGCUCCACACCGUCAACAUGAGAGACCCUCUGAACCGAGUCCUGGCCAACCUGUUCCUCCUUAUUUCCUCCAUCUUGGGCUCCAAGAUGGCUGGACCCCACACCCAAUUCGUGCAAAGUUUCAUGGAGGAGUGCGUCGAGUGCCUGGAGCAGGGAAGCCGUGGGAGCAUCUUACAAUUCAUGCCUUUCACAAUGAUUUCAGAGCUGGUGAAGCUGCCGGCCCUUGCCAAACCUAAGGUUGUCCUCGCCAUCGCGGACCUGACUCUGCCGCUGGGGAGGAGAGUUGCCGCUAAAGCCAUCUCUGCUCUGUGAACCCCACAGCUCAGUUUGCUUCAGCCACAAGCUGCCACAUUUUUAACACAUUCAAAACAUUUUGAAGCUCUAAAUAUCUGGAUGGGACCACUGGUUGUAUAUCCCUUUUCUGAGGUUCCUUCCUUUGAUCUUCCUCUCUCCAAACACCUUUAUCCAUUUUUUUAGAUGUUCUUUUUCUCACUUCAAAAAUUGUGUAAAUGUGAUUUGUGAAUAAAAGGAUCCAAUAAUGAAG
Messenger RNA from Menidia menidia (Atlantic silverside), 3365 nucleotides. The record is from the annotation of a GenBank genome assembly. Lineage: Eukaryota; Metazoa; Chordata; Actinopteri; Atheriniformes; Atherinopsidae.